Brugia pahangi is the source of this 204-nucleotide messenger RNA. NCBI's taxonomy places the organism in Eukaryota, Metazoa, Nematoda, Chromadorea, Rhabditida, Onchocercidae. The record is from the annotation of a GenBank genome assembly.
AUGAACAAUUUGGGGUGCUGUAUCCCGGGAACAUCAUUAUCACCAUCAUCGAUAACAGUAGCAACACCAGUAAUACCAUGUCGUCCACAUCAUCCGGUUCCGUGUCAUCCCGCCGGAAACAAGCGAAACCACAACGUCUUUCACACGAAUCUGACCUCUAUUCUGAUUCGACUGUCACCAAUGGUAAGUAUUUUACUGCUAUGA